CCGCCGCCGCCGGGCCGGGACUGCUGUGCGCCCGCGGCGUGAGGCGUGGGAGGGAGCGAGGCCCAUCAACCGCGGCGCCGCCCGGUCGUCGUCUAUCUUCGUCUCCCGGCGCCAGCGCGGUCCGAGUUCCUUCUGACCGCUAUGGAAAGAGGAAAGAGAAACUAGGAGUAUUUGUAAAUCAUCGUUUGACUUCGUCACAGAGUUAUGGUGGCCUUCUGAACUAAUAUGACAGAUACCUAGCAUCUAGCCAAAUAAUGGCAGCUGCCUACCUUGACCCAAACUUGAAUCACACACCGAAUUCAAGUACCAAGACUCACCUGGGUACCGGUGUGGAACGUUCCCCUGGGGCCAUGGAGCGAGUGUUGAAGGUCUUUCAUUAUUUUGAAAGCAACAGUGAGCCAACCACUUGGGCCAGUAUUAUCAGGCAUGGAGACGCUACUGACGUCAGGGGCAUCAUUCAGAAGAUAGUGGACAGUCACAAAGUAAAGCACGUGGCCUGCUAUGGAUUUCGCCUCAGUCACCUGCGGUCAGAGGAGGUUCACUGGCUCCAUUUGGAUAUGGGUGUCUCCAAUGUGAGGGAGAAGUAUGAACUUGCACACCCACCAGAGGAGUGGAAGUAAGAUUACAAACCUACUUUGGGGUGACUCGAACUUGAUUUGUUUUGCAUAUUAGAGACACGCACAAGAGGAUGAUUAUCUAUGCUUAAUUUUCACACUGAUUGUCAUUGGGACUCCUGUAUAAAUAGAGUUGGCCGGUAAUUAUUAACUAGUGAUCUCUUCUGCACUCCUGUGUAGUCUGUCUUGGGGCACCGCUGACCUGGACUUGCUGAGGCGUCUGACUGAUCUCAUGCUUUUGUGAUGACCUGUCGCUCCUCCCACUUCUCUUGUCUGUGCUGCUCUGUCCAGCCUCUGCUCUGAGGAGGACUCAAGCCCUAGUCCUUUUACUUCCUGUUCUGCUGGCACCCUUUCGUGCAGCAGGGCUCCGUGUGCCUGGAGGAGACCACACCCAAUUACUUUAUUAAUGGGCUGCAGAGCUCGCUUUAUUGUGCCCAGUACAGUAAUCCACAGCCCACCGAAGACAGUCAGCGUCUCUUGGAUGUUCACACAUAACAUUGA
Molecule: messenger RNA, 1115 nt
Organism: Globicephala melas (long-finned pilot whale)
Lineage: Eukaryota; Metazoa; Chordata; Mammalia; Artiodactyla; Delphinidae
Source: RefSeq, a predicted model, not a curated record